Carassius carassius (crucian carp) is the source of this 1813-nucleotide messenger RNA. RefSeq lists its product as uncharacterized. The transcript has 3 exons. Lineage: Eukaryota; Metazoa; Chordata; Actinopteri; Cypriniformes; Cyprinidae. The record is from RefSeq and is a predicted model, not a curated record. The coding region runs from base 797 to 1249 and encodes 150 amino acids.
GGUAAACAGAGCAGAUCACAGUAACCUCUCAUUUAGUCAUAUGUCACCAAGUAACAAUUCAUUAUUGUUUGGAAAAAGAUUUGCAGUAUCACCCUCUAUCCUGUGUGCAAAUGAAUCUUCUUUAAAGACAUGAUUUUUUUCUAUUGAGUAGGUCUACAUACUUGUUCUCAUCAUUGCACAGGCAUUAAUUACCUGCACAAAACUGCAGCUUUGUAUUAAUUAACUACUGCCACAAACUUCAACAAUAUGCUACUAUUUGUCUGUUGCAUGCAGUUGUACAUGAGGAAAAAAAAAGAAUAUGUCCGUGUGUUUUUUCUUUUCUUUUUUUCGUAUUUUUUUUUUCUCAUAUUCGAACAUUUUGGUUGAAUAGAUGUUCUUUUAUGUAGGCCCACGUACACUGUUAUGUCACCAGUCUGUCGGUCUUUGGCUUUUGUCAUUCUAAUUUGCUGCAUUGUUGCAGUGGAUUGUCUCGCCUCCUCGUAAAUUAACAAAAGCUUUGAGAGGGUAUACCCAGCAUCGCCCGACUGUCUCCUUGGGAAACGUCCCGUGUAAACAAGAGCCAAUCUCUGCGCAAGCGGGCGGCAGCGGAACCAGCAGCAGCUCUCGGAUUGUGAACUGGCGCACCACAAUUCCCUCCACCUCAAAGCAAGACAGGGAUGUCUGCUAAAAAGAAAAUAUUUUACAUUAAGACAAAAGUUUAAGUCAAAUGGCUAAAUAGGUCAAAUAGACUUUACAGUGGCGUAAAUAUAUAUUUGUGUUUGACUGACGAGCUCAAGGACCGGAUAGGAAAGGAAACAUGCGGCGCGCCACUUCAGCUGGGUACCGUUUACCGGACCGACCCAAAGGUCCUCUCGCCUCUCAGUCCUCAGUCUCAGUGUUCAGGCAUUUAGCGGGCAGGACACGAAACUCCGGUCAGAUACCAGCGCAAGACGAUGAUACCCGAGAUCCGGUAAAGCAGGACCAAGUUUGGAGAGAGUUUGUGCGCACGGAGCGAAUCGGUGUGAAAGAAUGGGAGAAGAACUGGAGUUUCCUGAUUAACUUUUACCAGCUGGGUCAUCUGUGUACAGAAACUCCUCUCUCCAGCUCGGUGUCUUUAUACUCAGACAGAGUCCCAAACACCAGAAACCAAAUGUUCGGCAGCAGCCUGUACACUGAGCUGGGCAAAGAACUGAUUUACCUGGACAAUCUGCUAAUCCUGACAGAAAACCACCGCAAGACCAAAAGGAAUCCAGAGAUGCUACCCUGCUGAGGUUUACCAGGCAAAGCAAAACACUCUAGCAGAGAUUUGUUGUUUUCUCUUGCCUUCCCUUGGGUCGUUCUGUUUGUCUUGCCUUUACCUGUAUAACUAGACAAACUCAAGGUUGUUCAGUGGUUGACCGUUUGUUUUGUAAAUGAUUUUUUUUCUCUGGACAGCCUAAAUACCAGCUGCCAACCUGUGUAUGUAUGUUUGUUUGUGUGUGUGUUGAGAGCUUCUGUUUUUAUAGAUUUUCUGUUGACAUUAAUAUGCAUCCCUCAGAGUACUAUAAUAUGUUGAUAAAGGCAUUAAAAAGAUGAUCCUGAUUUUUGAAUAUACUAUUUGCAUAUUAAUUUUUUAGAUAAACACUGUUACUCCUCAGUGUAUAAAUGCUAAUUAGUUACAGAACUGGAUUAAAACUAGAUCAGAGAGAUUUCUUUUUCUGUACUUGAAAGGGUAAGAUUGGUUUGCAUCUGAAGAGAAAAGAGGAAUUAGAUGUGUCGGGUAAUUCUUCACAGUUCAGUUUACAAACAGUCCUAGCCAAUUUAGACAUUUUAUCCAUGGAACAUUAGAGGAUUA